Messenger RNA from Thamnophis elegans (Western terrestrial garter snake), 606 nucleotides. RefSeq names its product E3 ubiquitin-protein ligase RNF152-like. The coding region runs from base 1 to 606 and encodes 201 amino acids. Gene Ontology annotation, cellular component: lysosomal membrane. The transcript has a single exon. The record is from RefSeq and is a predicted model, not a curated record. Lineage: Eukaryota; Metazoa; Chordata; Lepidosauria; Squamata; Natricidae. Gene Ontology annotation, biological process: cellular response to amino acid starvation; positive regulation of autophagy. Gene Ontology annotation, molecular function: ubiquitin protein ligase activity.
AUGGAGAAUCUGUCCCGGGACAUUCUGCUGGAGUGCCAGAUUUGUUUCAAUUACUACAACCCACGGAGGAGACCCAAAUUACUGGGCUGUAAUCAUACUUGUUGCUCUGUUUGCCUUCAGAAGAUGAGGACCAGCCAGAGAGAUCUGAAGUGUCCAUGGUGCCGAAGUAUCACUAGACUCCCACCUGGGUACUCUGUCUCCCAAUUGCCUGAUGAUCCAGAGGUCACUGCCGUGAUUGCAAUACCCCACAUUUCAGAGCAUUCUCCAGUCUUCAUCAAGCUUCCUAGCAACGAGAGUUACAUGUUGCCUUUGCCCACCUCCAAUGAGAGCUCUCUAUUGCCUGGAGACAUUGACUGUCCUCACUUGCCAAGCAGCCAACAGAGGUCUCUCACGAUGGUCACAACCCCAGCCGAACAACAACCAUUGCAGGCUGGGAUACCGCAGGUUACGGGAGAAGAGGAACAUUGGGGCAUUGUGAAAAGCUCCACCUGUUCAGUGGUUUUCGCUGUCAUCCUGGUGGCCUGUGUCAUAGUUUAUCUUCAAGGUAUUGUCCUCCACAACAUUUCAUGUAUCUCCAAAUGUUUCACUGUCAUCUCCUGCAGCUGA